This is a messenger RNA of Aspergillus fischeri NRRL 181, 4212 nucleotides long. RefSeq lists its product as uncharacterized. The transcript is spliced from 6 exons. Lineage: Eukaryota; Fungi; Ascomycota; Eurotiomycetes; Eurotiales; Aspergillaceae. Gene Ontology annotation, cellular component: membrane. The coding region runs from base 1 to 4212 and encodes 1403 amino acids. The record is from RefSeq and is a predicted model, not a curated record.
AUGGCUACAGCAGCCUAUCGAAGACCUAUCGAUAGAGACUCAAUGUCGCCUCAAAUGUCUCCCAACGAAGCUCAGCAUCAUGAUGAUAAUAUUAGAACUGUCCAUAGGGACUAUUUGCAAGAUGACAAGCGCAUGUCAAGAAAUCCUCAGGUCUCCCAUGGCCCGUCGCAUCCUUAUCGCAGCAAUUCUACUGCAACACAGAGAAGACAGGUUUCCAGUUCAUUUUCUGCACGAGCUCAGAACCGCCCAGAGGGUAAUAUAAUCCCACCGGAAGAUUAUCUCACAUCCACCCCUCCUUCCAUUGAUGGAAAUGGAGCACCUAUGAGGCGUCCGACCAACCCAGAAGCUGCUGCCUCGGGAUCAGCGAGGCAGAUGGAGGACGCCAAAGCGACGUCGCCGGUAGACUCUGUCAACCAAAUAUCGCCGCUGAGUCGAUCUAGCACGUUACGGUCUUCAACGAAUAAGCAGCAUGAGUUCGCCCCAGAUAGGUCCCCUCUUCAGAAGCUCGAAGUUACAUUGAGUGGGAUUAGCAAAGAGGAAAAAAGGGCGCGCGUCUUGGAAGCCGAGAUGAAGCUCAAAGAAAGGUUGGCACGUCAACAGAUGGAAGCAGAGAAUCGGAAUGCCUCUCUCACGCAGCCUGCAGACAGCAACUCAACCGCAGGCACAAUUGGAAGUAGGAUGCCUCAGCAAUUGGCCUCACAGCGAGAUGCCAGCCAAGGAGAGCAGGAGAACCGAAGCCAGAAGACCAAACAGAGCAUUGGCCAGAACACUGUUCACCGGGGGCACGAAGCGACGAUUCCCCGUGAGCAGGGAGUUCCAGGACAGGCAAAGUCUAGCGCCCAAAAGCCAGGACCACCAGCCCUGUCGGUCGCUCCUGAGAUGCAAGCCUCGAAGAUUAGCAAUUCAAAGCCCUUAGCGGGGCCAAUUUUGAAUCACGGUAGCGUCCCCAGGCGAUCCGUGUCGGUGACAAACGGACCCGGAGGUCAUGCCCUGAACACCACGAGAUAUCCUAACACGUCUCGAGAUGGGAGAGAUUUCUCUGCGGUACCUGGGCCAUCACAGAAAGAUCAUGCAAUGCCAAGUGUGGCACAGAUGGCACACCCGCAACCCUAUACUGGUGCUCGGGUCCAACAGAGUCGACCGCCGCAGAGGGGGCUUGGAGGAAAUCGCCCUUAUGCACAAGGCAUAGCUUCCCAGCAACCAGAACACCUAAUCGCAAAUACACAUAACGCUGUACUGAACGAUCUUUCCCAGGACGAAUCAGGUCCCCACACAAAGCCCAAGAGAAACACUGUUUCGUUCAAUGUGCCACCGCCAACGCCUCCUCCACUUUCGGAAUGGAAGAACGCACCGGUUGCUCGACUGGGUGCCUCGGACUUCGACUUCCAACUUCUCGACGUUGAUCGAAGCAAAGCUUGGUGGGAAGGUGGCGGCAGUAAUCGCAGGAAGAGCAGAGCUCUCCCGAGCGCUUAUCAGAAACCUGCUCAGAAGCUGACGGGACUGAAACGAGUCAGUAUUGACGGACCAAAUGGCCCUUUCGACAAGGAGACUUGGAGAGGUAGUAUUAUGAUUGUUACCAAAGAUUCACGCUCUUCCUAUGAGUGUCCGCCCACCCUGAGAUUAUUUUCGCAGCCGAUGGAUCUCCUGCCGCCUCCACCUGUCGAAGUCAGUGGCGCUCAGCUUGCACCGGAGUACGUCGAUCCCACAGCAGGUCUCAUGAAGCUGGGUAGGGACGGGAGGCCGCUUUAUGUCAAGCCGAUCGACCAUACCGAGGAAGGAGUGGACUUGUCAUUCGUGGAGAAUGACGAUGGAGUCUACGAGAUGUCCCCCAGUAACCUAGACUAUAGCAGGGACGGCGUCAAGCAGUCGAUCCCCGCCAACAGGCUUCACUCAGUGGACGGAGAAACAGUAGGAGCAUACAAAGAAAUUCCCGGAGCGCGCUUGUACGCCGACUCGGCUCGAGAUGUGACAUUCUGGAGGUUCAACAUUGAAAUAGAACUAGGCGAGACGCAACAACGAAUCGCAUACCGCUUGAACCACGGACCGGCCCUGGGAUUCUGGGUACCGGCCAGAGGGCAGUCUAUGAACAUUAUGUUCUAUAGCUGCAAUGGUUUCAGCCUAGGAGUUGAUUCCAACAAAUUUUGCGGUCCUGACCCUCUCUGGCGCGACGUAUUGAAUGAGCAUCAGACUCGCCCUUUCCACGUCAUGAUUGGGGGCGGUGACCAGAUCUUUAACGACAAAGUCAUGGUGGAAUCGCCCCGAUUCCAAGAAUGGAUCAAGAUAAAGAACCUGACUGACAAGUACGACAUGCCAUUUGACCCAGAAUUCCGAGCUGAGAUAGAGAGCUUCUACCUCGAGAACUACUCAGCUUGGUUCUCACAGGGCCUUUUCUCUCUGGCCAAUUCCCAAAUCCCAACGGUUAACAUCUGGAACGAUCACGACAUCAUUGAAGGUUUCGGGUCGUAUCCGGACGAGUUCAUGGCUACACCAGUGAUUUCGGGACUGGGUAGAAUAGCGUUCAAGUACUAUCUGCUCUUCCAGCAUCACAGCUUGACUGAAGAGACAGAAGCAGAUGAGCCUAGCUGGCUGCUUGGUGCGCAGCUGGGACCCUAUAUCAACCAGCGAAGUCGAAACGUGUUCAUGUCUAUGGGCAAGGAAGUAGCUUUUCUGGGGUUGGAUUGCAGGACGGAGCGACUGAGUGACGAGAUACUCAGCGAGCAGACGUGUGAUUUGAUCUGGGACCGAUGCCACCGGGAGAUUGUGCGUGGAGAAACCAAGCAUCUGAUAGUGCUCUCGAGCGUUCCCGUAGCAUAUCCAAGAAUGGCAAUGCUCAAAAACAUUCUCAAUAGUCGCAAAUCGCUGGGGAAGGCCGGGUUUCUCGGAGGCUUCGUAAACAAGAACGGCAGCAAGGUAGAGAUAUUCGACGAUCACUGGACGGCUAAACACCACAAAGCCGAACGCACCUAUCUGCUUGAGGACCUCCAAGACCUUGCAGCAGAAAAGUCCGUUCGGGUGACUAUCUUGAGCGGCGAUGUCCAUCUGGCAGCCAUUGGACAAUUCUACUCCAAUCCCAAACUAAACCUGCCCAAAGACAAGGAUUACCGAUACAUGCCGAAUGUCAUAUCGUCUGCGAUUGCAGACAUGCCAGAAACCGAAAUGGUAUCGGACAUGCUGAAUAAGCGCAACCACGUUCACCACUUGGACACGAACACAGAUGAAGACAUGAUCCCCAUCUUCACGCACGACGUCAACAACAAGUCGCGUAACAACAAGCGCUUGCUUCCGCGCCGAAAUUGGUGCGCAAUCCGAGAGUAUCAACCCGGCUCCACACCUCCAGGUUCGCCGGAAUCCGAAGAGGCCCCUCCACCGGCUGAGGAGCCGCGUCCGGGUAUACUGCAGAGAACUCUGUCCUUAGGGCGAGGUGACAGACCUCAGGGUGGUUUGCUGCGACAGCUCUCGCAGCGUGGACCUCCACCGGCUGAGGAACCGCGUCCGAGUAAACUGCAGAGAACUCUGUCCUUAGGGCGAGGUGACAGACCUCAGGGCGGUUUGCUGCGACGGCUCUCGCAGCGUGGACCUCCACCGACAAAAGAAUUUAACCUUGGAAAUGCACCUGGUCGCAGUACGAGUAUGGACGGACCAUUUCCUCCAGCAGAGGCCGAAGGCGGCUAUUUCCCUGCUCCUGCACCAGAAUUUCGCCCGGGUCCCUUCCACCGCCGCCCUACGAGUUUGAGCCAGAAGGCAGCCAAGAAAGCUGCAAAAAGGGGCGACGACGGUGUAGGCGCAUAUGUCAAUCUCGAAAAGGGUCUAGCUAUCACGCUCAACCUGGAGCUCAACCCACAAGAUCCAUCAGGUAUCACGACGCCGUACAAGCUUCUUGUGCCCAUGCUGCGUUAUGAAGGCACUGAAUACGAUCCCCCAGCAAACCCAGUUGCCAAAGGUUGGAAGAAAUGGUUGGCUGUAGGGCGUAAGAAAGAGCGUGACUUCGCCAAGGAUGUCCCUGGUGAUGUGGAGGAUACUGAUUACGACGAUGACCCUGACUAUGAAGAAGGCUAUGCGGGAAGUGAUCUCGAUGAGCCUGGUGAGAGGCUGCCGGAGAAAAUGGGCCACAUGGGGCAUGCACCAGCCCAUGCACCAGUACCAGGGUCCGUCAAUGAUUGGCCGGAGGAGACUAUGAAGCGGAAGAAGAAGUGGUUUGGACGAUUGGUAUGA